GCUCCCUCCCCUACAGGACACACAGACACAACGACCCGCACACUGAGACACAGACAGAGUGAGAGAGAGUCCGUUUCAUGUGAGGAUGAGAGGGCCCCGCAGCUGAAAGCUGGGAAAGGGGCCACUGGGGUCCGGGAUCUUGAGGGCCGCAGGGAGGCAGCAGGGGGGCCCAUGCGAUGUGAGUGAGCUAUGCAUUUUGGAAAUGGCCAUUCUGCAGCCCAGAGGAAAGAUGGCGCCUCCCCCCCUAAACUGGGACUGCGGCUCUGCCCCCUCUUCCUUCUCCUUCUGGGGCUCGGAUCGGGGGCAGCUGCAUGGUGCCAGCCGUGCCCGGAGAACUGCACUUGUGCCAACGGUUCGGAGCCCGCAUCCUGCCUGGUGAACUGCUCUGGCCGGGGGCUGCUGGGGGCUGAGGCUGCCCCUCUGGAAGUCACUGCGCUGGACCUGUCUUAUAACAGUAUUAAAUCCCUGGAUAAAGAACUAUUUGAAAACCUGCACUUUCUUAGGGAACUGAAUAUCAGUAACAACCAGAUUUCCACGCUGGAAGAGGGGAUAUUCUCCAGUUUAUUAAACCUAAGCGUGAUAGACCUGAGUGACAAUCCUUGGCUGUGUGACUGCCACCUCUACUGGCUCCCGUGCUGGGUUAGGGACGUUGGUGUUUCAGUUCAGCAGGAAAACUCCACUCUCUGUGACCAGCCCUCGGCGUUGGCCGCUCAGCCCUUGCUGAAUCUCUCCUUCCCCGGGUCUUGUGCUGAUUUCAUAGCUUGCCCGGACAACUCAUCCAUCCACAACGAAUCAGUGCUGAUUUUCACUCCGUACAAUUCGGCAAGCGUCAAUAAUGUCAGUGAUGAGUUCUGCAGCGCCCUCUGCUUUGUUGAUCAGUAUACCCAUGGAGCUGUGGGCCCACAAAAUGGCUGCCUGUGCGGCUGUGCCCUUGCUUCCAAUACAUCCUCCAGCUGCCAUGCACUGUGUGAGGCCUCAUCUUCUCUCUCUAACUGCAACCUGACCAUCGUCCAUGAUGUUUUCAGAACUCAGCUCUCUGCAUCGGUUAACCAUUUUAAGGAGACCUACAGUCUGGUAGAAGCAGUGGAGCUGCAAGUCGAGGCUCCAUCUCCCAUUACACCUUGUCACUGGGACUUUGGAGACCAAACAGUCAAUAGCACGGAGAGUAACAUGGUCCACCGAUAUGCCUUGCCCGGCCUCUAUAAUGUGACUGUCACUUUGGUGGUGGGCGACAGAGAUGUCUUGGUAAAUAAUAAAGUCCAUGUGGUUGGGUUACCUGAAGAGCUUCAGUUGAUGUGCCCGUCGCUGGUGAGAACCAAUGAGACCCUGACGGUCAAUGUGUCGAGCAGAGGCGGAACGGAAUUGACGGUUGAAUACAAUGUAACAUCAGAGGGCGGAGAAGAAGUGUUCUACAUGUGCCCACCAGGGAGUGUUCGCUUCUCUGGGAAUAAUCACUGCUACCAGCUGGUUUCAGAAAAGGCAGGAUGGUUCGAGGCACGGAAGACCUGCGAAGACUUAGGCCACGGGAACCUGGCCAUUGUACGCAGUGAUGACGUGCGAAACUUCCUCUCUAAUAUGAUCAGCCCGCAGCUCCCUAUGGAUUUGUGGAUCGGUUUCAAUGACUCCGGGAGGAACUUUACUCUAGAGAGCUGCCAGAAUUGGCUUCCGGGGCAACCUGAACCCUCCCAGGCCGAUCGAUGUGUCAUGAUGGGACGUAGUGGAGUCUGUAACACGGAUCUGUGCAGCAGCAAGCACAGUUAUGUGUGUGAAUAUAAACCUCAAGACCUUCAGUUGAACGCUGAUUACUUUGUGCUGGGAUCACUAUCUGGUGAAUCGCGACCCCUGAAAAACUUGCAAAGAAGCAACAACCUGUCUCUUCCCUAUGGAAACGAGGUAGAGGUCCUUGUGUUCCCUGGAGUUCAAUUUGCCCAGGAUGUGUAUUUGUCAGCACUGGAGCUGGAAGCCAAAGAGCUGCAGAGAUCCGUUCAGAUGAAGUUUCAGGUCUAUUUACAAGAUGACAAUUAUGAAUGCAACGCAGAUACGCCGACUUCCUUGCCUAUCAUUCAGGAUGUAAAACAAAGCCAAUCAGAGUGCGAAGAGGGGCACGAAACGUCCAAUAGCACAAACAGCAGUUUACCCUUAGGAAGUGGGUGUGCUCCUGCUAAGGAGAUUGAAUAUACCACUCCUGCCUCCCCACAGCCUGGCAUUGGUUCUCCUAGCUAUGUCUUGCAGCGAGAGCUCAACCUUGUUAUUCCUCCGGGGAACGCCACCAACUACCUGGCAUUGUUUGAUGAUCUAAGAAUCCAAGUGAGCCCCAAUCACCUCUUUGUUGUACAACAUGAUGGCCCAGAUGGUGGAUUCCUUUAUUGCUACCCUAAUAAAUCUGGUGUUCGCAUGUUCAGCUUGUCUCAGUGGAUCAGCUGCAUCCCAACUAAUGUCUUAGGAGAUGCCACCGACGUCAACGUGGCAGGUGAUUGGUCAGGAAGGAGCGGGCAAAUGGACAGUAACUUCUGCUCCAUGAGACUGACUGGGACUUCAGAAGUAAAAGCUCCGAUUCUGGACCCAAACCCUGGUCUGGCUUGGCCUGGUCACUACGUAGUCACAGCAUUCUUCAGCAACCAAGAGUUCAAGGCCAACAGAUCCUGCACCUUCCAAGUUGCCUCACCAGUGUCAGGUCUACAGGCCGUCUAUCCAGUUUCACAGCAGGAUAUCAUUUACCUUCCCUCCAACAACACCGUUCUUGUCCUGAAGAUCCUCUCCGGGUCCAACGCAACCGCCUCUUGGUCUGGAAGCAAUGAGAGCUGGAGCUUUCAGCCGACAUGUCCUCCUUCCAUCGCUGCCUUCACUGACGUGUGUACUGAGGGGGAAGAUGUUUGGUAUUCUGAGAUUAACCUGGAUGGGCGUGGAAAGAACUUCUUAGAUGUUGUCAUUAUAGCGCAGAACAUGAUAAACUCACAGAACCUCAAUGUCAGUGUGAAAAUCGAAGAACCCAUCCGGGGAUUAAGUGCUAGCCCUUUCCCUCAGACCAGAGUGCUGGUCAACACUAAAGUGAUUAACGUGGCCUCGGUGGAAGCCGGCACGAACGUGUCAUUUAAAUGGACAGUAGACGACAAGCCGUCUUUCACUUACCAUAAUGUGGUGUUCAAUGUCAUCUAUCAGUCGGCGGCGGUGUACAAGCUCACGCUCUCGGCCUCGAACCACGUCAGCAAUGCCUCUGUAAACUACAACGUGACUGUCGAAAAAAUGAACCCCAUGAAAGACCUUAUGGUUUUUGGGGUGCCACUUAUUGCCACCCAGAAUGCUUUGCUAGAGUUGUCAGCCAUUAUACUUGUGGAUUCAGCUGUGGAUGCAACAUUCAAUUGGACAUUUGGAGAUGGUACGAACCAGGUUUAUCAAUACUCGCCUCCAUACAACCAGUCCUUCUCAGUACCCAACCCAUCUGUCUACCAAGUUCUCAUAGAGAAUAACGUCACACAUGCCUAUCGGGAAGCAGGAGCUUACAACAUAACGGUCUGUGUGUCCAACAUGCAUGAAAACCGCUCUCAGCUGAUCCCCCUGCAAGUUCAGAGCAUCCUGACCAACCUCUCAAUAACAGUGGAGGCAGUUCUAGUGAGCGGCCAGCAAGCCAUAUUCCAAGCCGAAGUAGAGCCGUCAGCAUUUGAGGUUCAGUAUGACUGGGAUUUUGGCGACGGGACUGAAGAAUUUAAUGUCAGUGACCCAACUGUGAACCACACCUACCUAAGCAGGGGGGCCUACAGUGUCAAGGUAACGGCCAGGAAUUACCUAAGUGAAAUAUCCUCCAGUGAGAUCUUCCAGGUCUUUGAAGAGAUAACUGGACUGAAUGUUUCCUCAGAUGAACCCACAGAAAGAGGCUUGCCAACCAUUGUAAAUGCCUCAGUAGAAACAGGAGAUAACAUCACAUGGAUCUUCAGCAUGGGAGAUGGCAAAGUUCAGGUGGGCAUUGAGCCUGUGAUAAAGUAUGUAUUUCCAAAAGAUGGAAAUUACACGGUCAACGUAACCGCCACUAAUCCAGUGAACUCCGUUUUUGAGACUCUGAAGGUUCAUGUCUACGUCUUACAAGUUGUAAGAAUUGAGCCCUCUGGCUGCAUACUGGAGAGCCCUAAUGUUACACUAACCGCUGAAGUAACAGGAGACUAUGAAAACUAUACCUUUAACUGGACCUUUGGCAAUGGUUCUGACAUCAUUACCACUCUCGGCGUGUCAUCAGUGGAGUAUAACUUCUCGACCAGCGGCGUUUUUCCACUCUCCCUCAUUGUCUCUAGCCAAGUGAACAAGGCGUACUAUUAUACCAAUGUCUGCGUAGAGCCUGAAAUUGUCAAUGUUACCCUCUUGCCAGUGAGUCAGUUUGUGGGGCUCGGCAACGAGAGCUACUUUCAGGUCACAGUCUUUCCUUUCUAUCAGUACAGAUACAUUUGGGAUUUUGGAACAAAUUGCUCCAAGCAAAGCAGCGGGACUGAAGCACGUCACAGGUACAAGGUUCCUGGCGUGUAUGUCGUCACUGUUUCGGUCUUCAAUAACGUGUCUUCCAAUAAUGACACAGCCUUAGUCGAGGUUCAAGAACCAGUGGAAACAGUCUUGAUUACGUACAAUGGUACGAAGGAUCUGGAGCUCAAUCAGACCUACCAGUUUACAGCUGUCAGUAACGGGACAAAAGUCAGACACAACUGGGAUUUUGGAGACGGCAACACUCAAGAGGGUCAGAUAGUAACUCAGGUUUAUAAAAGCACCGGCAGCUUUACAGUGAGCCUAAAUAGCUGCAAUAAUGUCAGCAGCAGUAAGACCAGUCUUAAUGUCACGGUCAUGUCACGGAUCCAGGGACUGACCAUGAGUGCUAACUGGACCGUGGUGCCAUUAAACAGCUCUGUAAGUUUCACCGCUUUCCUCCUUGAAGGAGACAACGUCCGUUACUCAUGGAUUCUGUGCGACCGCUGUACCCCAAUGCUUGGUUCCUCCACUAUUAUUUAUACCUUCCGCUCUGUUGGUACAUUUAAUGUGAGCGUCACAGCUGAGAACAAUGUCAGCGCCCAACAAUUCAGCGUCGUUAUAUAUGUCUUGGAAGCCAUUGAAGGACUCCAUAUUGUGACAAGCGAUUUGGUAAAUGACUGCUGUUUCCCGACCAAUCGAAGUCUUCUCCUCCAGGCAGAUGUGGUAGAGGGAACUAACAUCUCCUACAGCUGGAUCAUUCUGAGGAACGACCGUGCAAUUCAAAGUGGCUCUGGGAAGAACUACCAGUUUACCAGCAUCGAAGCUGACGUUUAUACUAUUGUACUAAAAGCAACCAACAUGCUGGGAAAUAGUACUAUUAGCAAACAUAUUGAGUUCAUAGAGACAAUUGGCCAGAUGAAACUCUUGGCAUUCCCUAACCCCUCUGCUGUUAAUGCCAGUGUUAACAUAAGUAUGGUUCUGAGCAGUGGUUCUGGAGUGACGUACUCAUGGUAUUUGGAAGAAAGUGUCAUCUGGUUCACCUAUGAAUCGUCUGUCCUCUAUCGUUUUAAUAGCCCUGGUGUCAAGGAGGUUUUUGCUGUGGCCAACAACACCUUGGGCUUAGUCAACUCAACAAUCUUAAUCUUUGUUCAAGAGCCAGUGGAAGGGGUAUCUAUUUCAGUCAUGGAUCACAGAGGGGAUCAUAUACCCACAGGGACCAUCUUGUGCCUAAAUGGUAAUGUUCAGAAAGGUACCAAAGUCUCUUGGUCUUGGGAUCUUCCGGAAGGCACAAAAGAAGGCAGGAGAGUAACAGUGCCUUUCACUGAAGCCGGUUUCUAUGUUAUCACUCUGAAUGCAUCCAAUGACGUUAGCUGGGAAACUGAAAGCAAAAACAUAAUUGUUCAGGACAGGAUCCAAGGACUGAAGUUGUUGGUCAGCAAAAAAGUGGUGGAACCUGGAGAGAAGGUCAACUUCACGAUCGACAUGACUGCCGGCUCCUCUGUUACCUACAAGCUUACGAUUAAUGGAGAUUACUCAAUUUUACUGAACAGCACCACUUAUACCCAUGAGUUCACCAAAAUUGGUGGUUAUCCGGUUACUGUAGUUGCCCAUAAUGAAGUUAGUGAAGAAAGGGACACGGUGAUGAUUUCUGUCCUUGAAGCAAUAAGGGACCUGACAAUAGUUAAUUGCUGUGAGGGUGCAAUGCCAGUUGGAGUAGAGAGGAGCUUCAUAGCGGAGGUCAGCAAUGGCUCCUUAGUUGCGUACACUUGGCAGUUUGAUUUACAGGGUCACUCCACCACCAGCCUAGCAGGCAAAAAUGUCACCUACACCCCAAGGGCUGCUGGGCUUCUGACAAUUCAUUUGAGUGCUUUGAAUGACUUGGGGGGUCUGAACAUAAGUAAAAUCAUCAGAGUCCAAGAGAUGAUCGAGGAGGGGAGACUGAAACCAGUAAACACCUUUGUCAACAGAAGUGUCACUUUCGAGGCAAUCGUUUUACCAAGUUCUAAAGAUGUUGUUUUCCUGUGGAUGUUUGGGGAUGGGACACCCGUUCAGAUAACUUACUUUGGACAGGCCAAUCAUACCUAUCACAUGCCUGGGGACUACCUGAUCAAGGUAAAUGCCUCUAACCUGAUUAAUUUUGUAAUUUUCCACUUGACCGUCACCACCCGGGUCUUGGAGUGUCAAGAACCUUUAGUCAAACUGGCACUGCCUCCUCAAGUCAUUAUGAGACGUUCACAAAGGAAUUACAUUGAAGCAGAGAUUGACCUGCACAAUUGCUUCAGCUAUCAAACCAAGCACUUGUGGGAGAUCUACAGAGCAGCCAGCUGCCUGCACUACCAAGAACCGGACAAAGUUAAUCUCCAGAACGUUGAUUUAAGCCGACCACAGCUAGUGAUACCCAAGCUGGCACUGGAUAUCGGAGACUAUUGCUUUGUCUUCUCUGUGACCUUUGGAGACACGCCUCUGUCAAGGAACAGCCUUGCCAACGUUACCAUGAUGCCCAGCAAGUUGGUGCCCAUCAUUGAUGGCGGCUCUUACCGUGUCUGGUCCAAAAGCCGCGAUCUUGUGCUGGAUGGAAAUAAGUCCUAUGACCCAAACCUGGUAGAAAGUAGCCAAACACCACUGAAAUACAGAUGGUCUUGCACAUUCACAAAGAACUCAGAAGCUAUCAGAUGCCCCUUGGAGUUCAGUUCUGAGUUUGGCUUUAUGGCCAUUCCCAAAUCCAUGUUGCAAGCAGAGGUGGAGUAUACGUUUUUCCUGACAGUCAGCAAACCUGGCAUGAACUCUGAAUCCACCAAUCAAACGGUGUUGAUUAAAAGGGGGACUGUGCCCAUCGUGUCCUUGAAGUGUGUGUCAUGCAAGGCCCAGUCGGUGUAUGAAGUCAGCGCCAGUUCAUAUGUUUACUUGGAGGGCCGCUGCACAAACUGUCUGGAUGACUCCUGGUCUGCGAGAUGGACAGCACAAAGCUUUGACAACAAGACCCUGCCGCUAGAUUCAAGCACCACAUCUACAGGGGACCGGGAGAUGAACCUGGUACUAAGGCUGGGAGCGCUGAAGGAUGGGCAGGGAUACACGUUUACUCUUCAUGUCAUUCACCCUUCCAUGGAUGAAGAGGGGUUCGCUUCUAUUGAUCUGCUCCCAAACAGCCCUCCUUCUGGGGGAUCCUGUACCAUAGCCCCCAAUGGGACUGUUCACGCUCUGCCAGGAAAGAUCCAUUUUGAAUGCACAGGCUGGCGAGAUGCAGAGGAUGAGGCUGGCUCCCUUGUGUUUAGCCUGAUAGUGAGGCGUUGCAAGCCGGGUCACUGCGAGGAAUUCUGGGUGUACAAGGGAAGUCGGUCAGAACACAGCACCCACCUGCCUACCGGAUUCCACGAGUCAGAUUUUGCAGUUGAUGUGUCCGUGGUGGUGCAGGACCAGCAGGGGGCAGCCGCUGUGGCUUUAAACCGGUCCAUGAAUGUUUUACUGCCUGAUGUCUCUGAAGGCUUUAGCAGCCUUACCCAUUGGCUGAGGAACCAGACAGAGUCCACCCUGCACGGUUUGCUGAUACAGGGUGACCCCCAGCACGUCACCGAGUUCUCCCUGGCUCUCAUCACUAUCCUUAACGAGUAUGAAAGUAUGAAUUAUGAAGUGGAGCCAGACCUCCAUAUUGUUCGCCAGAACAUCACAGAAGCCCUCAUUUCUUUGAAAGUAAAUACGGUGGAUGAUAUACGAAAGAUCGCUGCCGCUUUAGCCCAGUGCACGGUUGCCAGCAAGAAGCUGGAGUGUGCAGCCUGCCAAGUACACACACUGAGCAAACUGGAAACCAUGAUGUCCAUCUUGCAGAAUGAGACCACUCAGGGAACAAUGACUCCCACCACCAUCGCCGACAACAUCCUUAAUAUCAUGGGAGACCUCAUUCACCUGGUCAAUACCAACCCUCCCAGAUACAAACACGGCAAACUGUGUGCUGGAGACAAAUCCUUGGCGGUGGCCUCUAAGGCGUACAAUCUUUCAUCUGACCUUAUGCGGAUCCUCAUGAAGUCUAGGGUGCUCAAUGAGGAGCCUCUGACCCUCCAAGGAGGAGAGAUCUUGGCACGGGGCAAGCGUUCUGACCCGCUCAAUUUGCUGUGCUACAGUAACCAGACAGGCUGCCAGUUCUUUAUUCCCCAUGGAUUUAACAGCGCCCUACCUGACUUGACAGAUAUAAUCCAGGUCAUGUUCCAAGUGGACUCCAAUCCAUAUCCUUACGGUUUCAUCACUGACUACACAGUGUCCACCAAAGUAGCCUCCAUGGAGUUCCACACCAGCAAUGGCAGCCAGAUCCCUGUCGAGAGCUUGGACUCUGAGAAGGCCAUCACCGUCCGUAUCGACAACAACUCAGGAGACCGGAAUAUAACAGCUGGUGUGGCCACAAUAGAACGUCGCCGCUCUGUGAAGGUGGAUGUAGAGGCGAACAGCAGUAAUGGGAAUGCAAGGCUUCACAUACAAGUCACCUAUGUGGUCCAAGAUGAUCGGUAUGUGCUCAGUGAACCAGAGCCAUUUAUCACGGCUUACUUGCAUGAAUCGGGCCACCCCAACCAGUACAAUUGCACUGACAUGAAGCAGAUUGGGAUGAAGGAUUUAUCCAGACAGGAUCACAAGCUUUACACAUUCUUCUUAGUGCCAACGACUGGGAACCAUUCCAGGCACUAUUAUCUAAACAUCACCAAUCAUUACAUGUGGACCUCAGUGGAUGUGACAGUAGGCUUAUACACAUCCCUGUGCCAGUACUUUGAUGGGAACGAGAACAAGUGGAGCACAGAUGGGGUUUUUCCUCUAAAUGACACCCGACCUGGCCAGGCAGUGUGUUUGACUCGGCACCUCACCGCUUUCGGAGCCAGCCUGUUUGUCCCACCUCAUUCGGUUGUUUUUAUCCACCCACCUCCUCCUCCUGGGAUAAACUACAUUGUCCUACUCACCUGUGCAGUCUGUUUCGUCACCUACUCGGUGGCCACUAUCAUCGUUCACAAGCUGGACCUGCUAGAUGUAAAUAAAGCCGGGGUUAUCCCUUUCUGUGGCAAGGCCGGAUCCUUUAAGUAUGAGGUCCUGGUGAAGACUGGAUGGGGCCGUGGCUCGGGUACAACAGCGCACGUUGGCAUCAGCCUUUAUGGAGUAGAUUACAAGAGCGGCCACAGGCACCUAGAUGGAGACAACACUUUCCAUAGGAACAGUGUGGACAUCUUCCAGAUUGCAACAGAGAAGAGCUUGGGGAACGUGUGGAAAAUCCGCCUUUGGCAUGACAAUAAAGGGCUGAGUCCAUCCUGGUACGUGCAGCACGUCAUAAUCCGAGACCUUCAGAGCAAAAAGGAAUACUUCUUCCUGAUGAACGACUGGUUAUCAGUGGGGCGGGAAGAGAGCGGGCGCAGAGUAGAGAGAGAAAUCUUUGCUGCCAGUGAGAUGGAGCUGAAGCGGUUCUCCCGGAUCUUUGUAGCAGAGGUGCAGCGGGGGGUUUCCGAGAAGCACGUUUGGCUGUCGAUGUGGGAUCGGCCUCCACGCAGCCGUUUCACCCGAGUUCAAAGAGCCACUUGCUGUGCUUUGCUCAUUUUCCUCUUCCUCUGUGCCAAUGCUGUAUGGUACGGAGUGGUCGGAGACAAGGAGCUUGGGGAUGGCGCCGUGUCACAGCACGUCCCUCUAAGCGUGGAUUCAGUGGCUGUAGGGAUGGUGACUAGUGUAUUGGUGUAUCCUGUGUACCUGUUUAUCCUCUUCCUCUUCAGACGGGCCCGAAGCAAGACCUGCGUCAGACAGUCCCUCUCAUACUUUGACCAACAGUCUCUGGAAAUUGAUAAUUACUUGGAUGUGAUGGAAAGCUCCUUUAUAUCAUACACUGGAAUCCAUGGAGAGGCUUUUUCAGACCAAACCAAAACAGAUAUACCUAUAGAUGAUGCAAAGAGCUUCAUCCAGUGGAAUAGCAAUGAAGGAAUGCUCAGCUGGCCAGACCUGCUUAGCGAUCCCUCUAUUAUGGGAAAUACCAUUCAGAAGCUGGAGAGGCGCAGAACCAUCCGAAACCUAGGAUUCGAUGUCAGCUCCCACCCCAGUGAAGACGAUAGUGUGGUGCUUGGUCUUCCUCAUUCCCUGGCUCGCCAGUUUCUGGCCUCAGAUGGAGCCAGUAGCAUGUCACUCCCACGGGACCUCAGGCGGAUCUCCAGAACAGAAACCGACCUACUGUCAGACCUAUCCAACCCAUUUGGAGAUAAGACAGAGACCAUAAUAUUGGAGAAGUUGAAUGAGAAGGGUCAGGCAGUGGCCGGCCAUGCCAAAGAGAUGACAAGAUCGCCCAAGUCUACUAGAACAGUGAUCACAGACGCUUUCCAGAGACGCAGAGAGAUGCUGCCUUCGUGGUGUGCUCGUGUCGCUCACGCUCUCAGCUGCUUCCUACUGCUUUGCUGCUUUGCAGUUAGCUCCUGGAUUGGAGUUGGCUUCACCUCCAGCGUGGGCCUCAUGUGGCUCAUCUCUGGUAUCUUCAGUUUCCUCUGCUCUUUUUUCAUACUGGAGCCCCUAAAGGUUCUUUUUGAAGCCCUGUACUUUGCUUUGGUUGCGAAACGCCUGCAUCCAGAAGAAGAAGACACUCUGGUUGAAUGCCCUAUAGUGGAGCAAGUGUCUGAGCGUAUCACCAAAGUGAGGCCACCCCAAGGAUUUGCCUUGUUCCAGGCCAGAGAGGAGGCACAGAAGGUGAAACUGCUGCACAGGAUGCUGAAGAACCUUUUGGUGUUCAUGCUCUUCUUCCUGGUCAUCCUCAUCACAAACUAUGGGGAAGCCCCAAAAAACAACAGUGCUUACCUUCUUCAGCGCUCCAUCAGUCAGGAACUGGGCACUCACAAAUUCCUGCACAUUAAGAGGUCUGAUGAAUUCUGGGUGUGGGCGUCUGAGAUGCUGUUACCAUAUGUGCACCAUAAUCAGCCUCUGCAGCAGGGUUACAGCAGCAUGCUGGGAGUGGCCCGCCUGCGCCAGAUCCGACUGAAGGAAGCGUUGCCUACAUCAUGCAGCCUCCAACUCUUUUCCGCUGGAAGAUCCUGCCCAGAGCUCUUUGAUGAUGCCAUUUUUAAAAGUGCCACCCUCCCAUCACUCAACUGGUCCUAUUCCCCACCUGAUCAUACAGGAGCCUGGUACUGGGGAUUCCUUUCCUUCUAUGACACCUCUGGGUACGUGCAGCUUCUGCAGGGCAGCCAGAAGGAUAAUGAGGAACUCUUGGAGGAACUGCAGCAGAGCUAUUGGAUUGACAACCUCACAAGGGCCCUGUUUGUGGAAUUCUCCCUGUACAGCCCUGGAGUAGAACUGUACGCCUCGGUGACUUUGCUCCUGGAAUUCCCGCUGGCAGGCAGAGCUCUUCCAUCCGUCAACAUCAGAGCAUUCCCCUUGCUGCGCCUGACCAGUGGUACCCACCUCCUCCUGGUUAUGAUGGUUUUCCUGAUGAUGUUUGUAGUCUACUUUGUCCUUUCCGAGUGCCUUAUUAUCAGAAAGGAAGGACUCCAGUAUUUCACCCGCUUCUGGAACUACGUGCAGUGGCUGCUGACUGUACUGGCAGUCUGUACAGUGGUGGUGUAUCUCAGCAAGGCCAGUCUGGCUGACAGGCAGUGGGACCGUUACCUGAAAGACAAAGAGGCUUUUGUCAGCUUGUACCAAGUAGGCUUUCUGGGAAACACCUUUCACAGCCUGUCUGCCUCCAUCCUCUUUGUUCUCACUGUAAAGGCUGCCCAGCAGAUGCGAUUUAUCAGAGAGUGGUCUGCAUUUGGAAAAACACUCAGCCUGGCAGCGAGGGAGCUAUGUGCUGCAUCUGGCGCAGUCUUUGGACUGGUGUUGGUGUAUGCUCAGCUUGGAUUUUUGCUCUUCUCUUCAUCUUGGGAGAAAUUCCACAGCUUUGGCUCCAGCAUCUUGACCCUGUUUGCUGUGGCACGUGGCAAUGUCAGUUUGAAGGCACCCUUCCCAUAUUCUUCCACCAUCUCUCACCUCUACUUUGCGAGUUAUUUGGUACUGGAAGUCUGGAUACUGCUGCGAUUGUUUGCAGCAGUGCUGAUAAAUAGCUACCGCCAGGUGCGACUGGAAAUGUUCCGUCCAGCAUUCGAGCCUCAAGACUAUGAGAUGGUGGAGCUUUUCCUUAGGAGGCUGCGCAUAUGGAUGGGAGUCAGCAAGGUUAAGGAGUUCCGGCACAAGGUGCGCUUCGAAGGAAUGGAGCCGCUCCCUUCGCGUUCAUCCAGUGAUUCCAAAUCAAUCCGAGGCCUGACUCCAAGUGCCGCCUCUGACACUUCCUCGUCGUCUUCGUUUUCAACCAUCUCCAGCCAACUGGACAGCUUAAGUGCUAUCAGUGCCAGGGAGAGGGCGGAGAUAGAUGCCAAUGUGCAGAGGCUGGUGCCAGUGCUGGAUGCUCUGCUGUCGCAGUUUGAUCAGGUCAACCAGGCCACCGAGGAUGUAUAUCGCAUUGAGUGCUCCCUUGAGGGUGUACAAAAAAGGGCCUCCAAGAACAGAUUUGCUAAAAUUGGAAAACGUGGAAGACCUAAAACCAAGAAAAGCUUAUCCAACACUCAGCUGUCCAGUGGAACAUCCAGAAAUGUAGCGGGUUCCCAAGUACAUCUUUCCAAACCUGAUACUCACAGCGAGGUUGUAAAAGAUUCUAUGCAGGUUCUCAGACCAUCCACAGCUCCUCAGACAUUGGUGGGGAACUCGGGAGCCUGCAGGGUGAUUGCUGUGGAUAAAGCAAGGAAAGAAGAGCCAGCUAUGCAGAUCACAAACUUUGCCCAAAGCAAAAAGAGAAAGUCAAUACGGGCACAUAAUAGAGUUCACCCAAGUGUAAGUUAGCGGGCAUCUGUGUGUCCGGAUCAGCAAUACCUCUGGGAGCUCGUCUUAAGAGACAAGAAUGUUCUAUGCACUUACCAAGCCCCGAAGAAAUAAUGUUGGGUGCCAUUUCAGAUGAAAGUUUUGGGCUUUUUGUCUGGGAAGCUAGGAGAUCCACUGAUGAAGGCUCCUUCCUCACAGCAUCAGUUAAUUUUGUGUUUUCCUGCGUCCAAGCUUAAGGCAACCAACAGGACUGAAUCCAGAUGUCAUUAUAUGAGCCCUGGUGGCUCCUCAUGGUUUUGAACCCAAACCUUUGUAAGCCCAGGCGGCUCUAAAGAUUUCAUUGUCUCCCAUUAAAAGCCCUGGUGGCUGUGUUUUUAUAAGGUCCCUAAUCGAGGCCCUGGUGGCUUCUCAGAGUUACUUCCGUGAGCCCUGGUGGCUCCUGUAUUACUUAGGCUUGCAGGUAGCUGGCUGCCUUUAAGCGUGUCCUGUAAAUGGUGCUUAUGGGCUGGCGUCUGGAAAUGCUCAUUUACGAAAUGCCACAUCAAGUGUUCAAAGCGAUACUCAAGGAAUAGAGGGGAAGUGUUGCCUUUUGCAACUCCUUGGUGCUUUGAGGGACCACUGGCUUGUUAGCCACUCCUGUAGUCACAACAGGCCCAUUGGCUUCUUCCUUUUUGGUCUCUAUGUAAAUAUUUCAGGGUGCUGUAGGUUGCUGGACCUCAGCGGACCCUGAAUAAAGGGAAACAUUCCCCCUUCUCCUUAAGAAAAAAAACAUGGUCUCGCAGUGUAAAAGACCAUUGACCUCAUUAUGCACUUAGGAAACAAGGACUAAAUAUAGGAGAAGAAUCUAUAUGUUAUGUGUCAGAUGUUUCGUCUGGCGGUAUUACAGUAAAUCGCACUACGCUUUGCCUUAAAUGCUAAAUUUGAGUUUACGUGACACAUCUUCAACCUCUGGCUGGAAUAGAUCAACCCUCAAUAUUGUUAAACCACAAGCAAGCUACCUUUGGACGGUUUGGUGGGACCAGUACGUUGAUGACGGGUUUUUUUUCACCAUGCAAGGAAAGACCAUUUGCUGUGAUAGUUGCCAACCAUACCUUGCCAGAGGAACAAGCCCCAAAGGUGAAGAAGGGAACAAAGUUCUAAUUUGUUUUUUUUUUUUUAAAAAUGUUGGCCCUAAAAGUGGCAUUACUUCCAUAUAUAGGGAUGUUAAAGGGGCUACACAUACAUCCUUUACUAUUGAGUCGUUUCGAAUAUUGGUAUAUUCCAAAAAGGGUUGAAGACAAGAACUGAAACCGCCUGCACACUCUGCCCUUUAAUAGGCAGCACAGGUGCCUUAAAGACUUCUUAUCUUUCCAAAUGUUUUAAUGUUGUAUCUGUCAGUAUGUACUGUUAUUGCUGCGUAGCAGUUACCCCGCCUGCUGCCCUCAACCAGCUGAUCAACUACAACUUCCCGUAUCCAUUAGAAAGAUACUGGGAGUUGUAGUUCCAGAACGGGGGAAGGCCAUAAAGUUGUACAUCCCUCGCUCUAUACACAUACAUACAUACACACACAUAUAUAUAUAUUACGCAGUUUGCAUGGAGCGCCUAGCACUUUACCAAAUGCUUUACCACAUUUAACUCAAACAAAAAUAUUCAAGGAAAACAAAGAAGCAUUCGGUGGGGUCAAUCGUGAACUGAAAUACAAAGAGUAUAGUGGGCUGGGGAUUUAUUUUCCACUGGGUCCUUUUUCUCGCUCACCCUCCCGUGCUAAAAAGGGGCAACUAAUAAGGUUUGGUAUACCCCCUUGGUCUAACAUCAAGGGGUUUGUUAUUUCUUGCACCAAACAGGAAACUGAAAUCACUUUCUUACUUCCUGCCUCACUUCCUGGUUCUGGCGAGUCACCGUUUACAGAGUAGUAGGCAAUAAAACUAGUCCACAGAUAACCCCUGGGUAUAAGCAGCUGCCCCUUAUCACAAAGGCUGCAGCUUGUCGAAGGAUAAUUGAACGAUUACCCUGUUUCCAUAGGGAGAAGAGGUAGUUCAGGAAAAAGGAACACGUUUUCCUAAGCGCCUGAAAUUAGCAAUAAUUUGGCAAAAGAUUAAUAUUUUUGUAAUGAAUAAAAGAAAUGGAAUACAUAUGGAAGUCAUAUUUAUUCCAUUCAUGUUGAUCAGGUAUGUCGAGAUGUAAACUGCCCCAGCAAGUGCCCACCAUGUUGUAACAUCAAAAGAUAUGUAUUUCACUUUUUUUUUGCUAGGGCUAUGUAAUACUUUCCUUUUUAAUCGCCAUGCAGGGGUAAUCAGGUGUUAAUGCCUCAGAUCCUUGUCAGGAGGCAGCUAUAUUGUCCCCGAUGUGAUAGGAUUAAGUUAAAGGAGUGCUUGGGAUAUUGCUCUGACCACAAACCAGAGAAACCUUAGAUGACUUUCUGUUUUCCAAGCAGAGCAGCAUCACAAGUCGUUUCUUUUACUCACUAAAUUAAUUUUCGGCUGACUGCCAAAAUGAACAGGAGGUGGCGCUGUUGCAUCUUAAUAAUCUUAGCAGCUGCAACAUGGGGGAUAUCUGUCGAAGGGUGCUUUGAGCAACUGCAAUUUUACAUGAAUUGGUUUUGAGGUAUUACAUUGCCUUUAGUUUAUGGUUUUGCUUAUAUAUCUUGAAAAAAAGUCUCUUUAUAAGACAGCCCUCUGCCCCAACACAUCAAAUUGGAACAGUCCUGACUCCCUGUGCCUUAAUCUCUUAGUACCCACAAAUAGACACAGGGUGUAGCGGCCAAGGGUUAACGUGUAAUAUGGAAGGAAUUCAUUAUUUGCUCCCUUCCAUUGGGGGGGGGGGGUUUGGGAGUCAUCCUCUUUAGAUGUGGGGGUGAGCGAGACAGAGACUCCUUGGCGCAGUCCCACUAGCUCAUCACUAUUUGGAGACCUGUGAGUCCCAUUUACAGGUUGGAUAAUGUGUAUAUUUUUGCAGGUUUUGCUAUAUUUUGAUAGCAUUGGAAUCGUGAGCUGUAAAAGCACACUAAUGUUAUUUAAAUGAGGUAUUUUGUGCUCACGUGCCGUUGUACAUAUUUAUUUCUAAAUCUAAAUGGGAGGCUUUCGAUUUUUCCCGCCAAAGGCUGCACCAGCUGUUGUCGUACUACAACUCCCAUGAUUCACUGUGAGCAUGACAGGAGGUGUUGCUUGGGAGCUGCAAAGGUGUAAAAAAAAAGUUGAAUCAGUCCCAGUUUAAAUGGAUAGUGGCCAGGUAUGGACUGGGAUACAAAAUAGGCCCUGGCAGUUCAAGUACACAGAGGCCCAAACAGCCCCCCACCAGACCAAUUACAUUUUACAGUUGGGAAAAGCUGUGUCCAUUUGCAGCCGUGUCUCAUAUUUGCCAGUCUGUCAGAAAUUGUGUUUGCUAGGGUCAAAGCAUGUGACCAGAAGCAUCCAAUCAGGGCACAAGCUGAAUUUCCAGUCAGACAGACAUGGCCACCAUUUUAGUCAGCUUGCUGAAAUGGAAGCAGAAGGGUGAAUGGGAAGGAAACUAAGUUUUAUCCACAGAUAUAUUUUUUUGGGGUUUAAAAUAAAAAAAGGUUAUAUACUAAAAUAAAAUAGAGGUUAAAGACUACAGCCCAUGUGGAAAUCUAACUUCUUCGGUGAGGGUUGCUCCCAUAAGUAGAGGAAUGCUGGGAUUUGUAGUUCUACAACAGCUGGAGUUCUCGCUUUAGGUGACGCAGCCCACUGUUACACCACCUUACUUUUUAGAACAAGUAUGGUAGCGCCAUUUAUUAGAUAAACUGUAGGCCAAAGUGAGGUUAGCCGAUCACAUGACAAAUUAGGGGCCCUUUUUUUUAACAUUUUAGGUGAUUUUCAUUCAUUUUAGCGCAGCAAUGAGUGUAUAUAUUAUCAGUAUCCCUGGUUUUUCAAAUGAUCUGGUAACCUGAGGCCAAAGGCAGGAGCCGGGAGGGGAAAGCAUAUAAUGCAAGAAUAAACAUAUCUGAGCUGCUUUCUAAUUUAUAUUUUAUAUAUUUUGUAUAAUGGGAAUAUAGAUGAUGUUUUUGUGAGGUUUUUUUUUUUUUUUUUU
Xenopus tropicalis (tropical clawed frog) is the source of this 17259-nucleotide messenger RNA. RefSeq names its product polycystin 1, transient receptor potential channel interacting (gene pkd1). The transcript has 46 exons. Gene Ontology annotation, biological process: monoatomic cation transmembrane transport. Gene Ontology annotation, molecular function: carbohydrate binding. The record is from RefSeq and is a predicted model, not a curated record. Lineage: Eukaryota; Metazoa; Chordata; Amphibia; Anura; Pipidae. Bases 190 to 13254 code for a protein of 4354 amino acids. Gene Ontology annotation, cellular component: endomembrane system; membrane; cilium.